Messenger RNA from Anguilla rostrata (American eel), 1976 nucleotides. Its product is annotated as Nicalin-1-like. The transcript is spliced from 16 exons. Bases 77 to 1738 code for a protein of 553 amino acids. Gene Ontology annotation, cellular component: endoplasmic reticulum membrane. NCBI's taxonomy places the organism in Eukaryota, Metazoa, Chordata, Actinopteri, Anguilliformes, Anguillidae. The record is from RefSeq and is a predicted model, not a curated record. Gene Ontology annotation, biological process: regulation of signal transduction.
AAGGGUUCACACAGGACACAGGAUCAGAGCACCAGACGUCUGUCAGGUUAAGGGACGAGGGGAGGAGGGAGGAGCCAUGUUUAAAAACGCCAGAGGGGCGCUGCUGCUGCUCCUGCUGAGCGCCCCCUGGUGGGGGGUGCGCCCCACGGACGUCCCCGCCGUGUCCUACGAGUUCACUGCUUACAGGAUGCAGCAUUACGACCUCCAGCAGGAGAAACACGGUUGCCGUAGCACCGUGGUGGUGGGCGAGGGCCGCUGGGUGGACGACGUGGGCCUGCAGCGGCGCUGCGCGAUCAUGCGGCUGCCGGACUUCACCGCGGACCGCUACCGCGAGGCACUGCGCCAGAGAGCCGCGGCCGUCCUCAUCCUGUUGCCUGGCAACAUAUCCGCCGUCCCCCAGGAGAACAUGCAGAGCUUCAUGGUCAGUGAAUGGGAGGCGCUGCAGGAGGAGACGCUCAUGCCCGUGUACAUCGCCCAUGAGGACGAGCAGCUCCUCUUCAUGUACGACCAGCUCAAAAUGGCCGCCGCUGCCCGGGGCUCCUCCAUUCUGGUGCGAGUGUUCUCCAGCAUGUUACUAACAAGUGGGUUCCAGAUUACUGUGAGCAACACCUCUCCUGUCAAACCCAUCACCGACACGGCCAUCGUCACCCUGGAGGGAGUACUUCCUGGAGCGGGAGUGGACCCGCCCACCAUCAUCAUCACAGCUCACUACGACUCGUUUGGCCUCGCCCCCUGGCUGUCGUACGGAUCGGACUCCAACGGCAGCGGGGUGGCCGUCCUGCUCGAGCUGGCCCGCCUGUUCCAGCGCCUCUACAGCGACCCCCGCAGCCACGCCCCGUACCACCUGCUGUUCUCGCUGACCGGCGGGGGCAAGUACAACUUCCUGGGGACCAAGCGCUGGAUUGAGGAGAAUCUGGACCAUGCCGAGUCCAGCCUCCUCCAGGACAACGUGGCGUUUGUGCUGUGUCUGGACACGCUGGCCAAUGGGGACGGACUCUUCCUCCACGUGUCCCGCCCCCCCAAACCCGGCACCCCUCAGCACACCUUCAUCCAGGAGCUGGAGCAGGUGGUCUCUUCCCGCUUCCCCUGGGUGAAGGUGGGACUGGUCCAUAAGAAGAUCAACCUGGGGGAGUCGGCGGUGGCGUGGGAGCACGAGCGCUACAGCAUGCGACGGAUCCCCGGCUUCACCCUCUCCCACCUGGACGACCCUCGGGCCGAGCAGAGGGGCUCCAUCUUAGAUACCAUCUCCCAAACGGACAUCAGGAAGCUGAAACGGAACACAGUCAUCGUGGCUGAGUCCCUCGCUCGAUUCAUGUACAACCUCUCAGACAAGGGGACUCCGAAGGAGCUGCAGGUGUUUAAAGGCCAAAUGGUAAUGCUGCAGCCGUCUGUAUGCGAUGAGGUUGAGUUCCUGUCCUCGGUUCCCCGGGCGACGCAGCUGCUGGACCGCGAACCAGGUCCGGUCCUCCUGGUGAACUCCCUGGAGCAGCAGCUCAACCGCUACCUGAAGCAGGUCCUGAGACACACCUUCCGCAACGCCGGUGGAGAUCCAGAGCUCACCUUCUUUGACCAGAUGAACCAGCCCAUGAUGAUGUACAGGGUGAAACCGGCAGCGUUUGACCUCUUCCUGGGCGGCUGCAUCACUGUGUACAUCGCGGUCAUUUACUUCGCCAUUCAGAGUUUUGGACACGUGUACACCAAGCUCACCAAAAUGGCUCUGAGGCCCAAGCAGCAGUGAGACCCACCUGCAGUUGGUGCACUGGAGCUGGGGAAGAGAGAGCAGGAAACAGCCAGGAUGUGGCUGAGUGUAGGCCCCAGUGGAGAGGAGUGGCCCUUGGCAUUACCAACAGCGAUCACCAACUGUCAUCAAAUGGACAGAGCGCACAUUCAAAAGCUUUUGUUGUUUCACUGUAUUCAAACAUUUUAUAAGUUUGUUUUUUGAAAGGCAUGUUUUGAUUAAAAAAAAAGAUCACCAG